GGGGAGGGAGCUGGAAGGGCAAAGGUCUGCGGCUGAACCCGACAAAACUUGGCUGGAAGGAGCGGCGACGAAAGUUCAGAAAUGGCUGAACAAACUGCUGAGACACAUCUGCAUCUGAUAACAUAUAUUCACUUCUGGAAUUUGUAGCUGAGGAAUUGGCGGCCAGAAUGCUGCAUUGUUUGACCUGAGAAAAUGGGUGUUAAUGCAUCUAACUACCCUCAGUCUUUCUCCCAGAGGGUAGGAGGAAAUUCACAGGCUCAACAAACGUUUAUAGGAACAUCCUCCUAUUUACAUCAAGGAUAUGGAUGCGAAUCAAAAUUAUAUAGCCUUGAACACAGCCAUGAGAAACCACAAGACAAAAAGAAAAAGAGUUCUGGUCUUGCAACUCUGAAAAAGAGAUUUAUAAAAAGACGUAAAUCUAAUCGGUCUGCUGAUCAUGCUAAGCAGAUGCGUGAGCUACUUUCUGGAUGGGAUGUAAGGGAUGUAAAUGCAUUAGUAGAAGAAUAUGAAGGCACUGCAGCUUUGAAGGAGCUUUCAUUGCAGGGUAAUUUGGCGCGACCAGAUGCACGGACCUUGCAAAGGGAUUUAGCAGAUCUUUAUGAGUACAAGUACUGCACUGAUGUUGAUUUAAUUUUCCAAGAUACUUGCUUUCCUGUACAUCGUGCCAUUCUGGCAGCAAGAUGUCCCUUUUUUAAGACUUUGCUUUCAUCCUCACCUGAAUAUGGUGCUGAAAUUAUGAUGGAUAUAAACACAGCUGGCAUAGAUUUGCCUAUGUUUUCAGCACUAUUACAUUAUCUAUAUACAGGAGAGUUUGGGAUAGAGGACUCCAGGUUCCAAAAUGUUGACAUCCUGGUACAACUUACUGAAGAGUUUGGAACCCCAAAUUCACUGGAUGUUGAUAUGCGAGAACUUUUUGAUAGUAUGUGUUAUUAUGAUGCUAUUCUGAGCUUUUCAUCUGAUUCUGAAUUGGAGGAAGCAUUUGGAGGAACUCAGAGUUGUUUAGAUGAAGAACUCUGUGGGCAUAAGGCUGUCCUAUCUGCACGGUCUCCAUUUUUUAGAAAUCUUCUCCAACGACGAAUAAGGACUGGUGAAGAAAUUACAGAUCGAACUCUGCAGACUCCAACUAGAAUUGUACUAGAUGAGUCCAUCAUUCCAAAAAAAUAUGCAAAAGUAAUUUUACAUUGUAUGUAUACAGAUCUAGUGGAUUUGUCUCUGGUACUACAUUGCAAUCCAUCUGUAGGGAGCCUGAGUGAAGUCCAAGCGAUGGUUGCAGGGAAAUGUAACAUGUCAAGAGCUGAAGAAGCAAUGGAACUUUACCACAUAGCUCUUUUUCUGGAGUUCAACAUGCUUGCUCAAGGCUGCGAAGAUAUUGUGAUGGAGAGCAUCUCCCUGGACACCUUGAUUUCCAUUCUGAAAUGGAGUUCACAGCCUUAUGGUUCUAAAUGGGUUUAUCGACAGGCACUUAACUUCUUAUGUGAGGAGUUCACUUCAGUCAUGAUCUCAGAUGUAUUCUUUGAACUCAGCAAGGACCACUUGCCGACUGUCCUUCAGUCAGACUAUUUGCAGGCUAGUGAGCAAGAUAUCCUAAAGUACAUGAAUAAAUGGGGAGAACACCAGCUCAUCAAACAAAUGGCAGAAAGAGAGCCAAACUUGCUGAGUGGAACUGCACACAGUGUAAACAAGCGAGGUGUAAAGCGACGUGAUCUUGAUCUCGAGGAACUAAAAGAGAUCUUAUCCCCACUACUGCCUCAUAUUCGCAUAGAUCACAUCCUACCCCCAAACAGCGAGGUUCUCAAUGAUGCUAUAAAGAGAGGACUGAUUAGCACACCACCAUCAGAUAUGCUACCAACAGCUGAAGGUGGAAAAUCUCAUGCUUGGAUACGUCAGAAGAACGCUGGAAUAUAUGUGAAGCCUCGUUUAUUUGCACCAUAUGUGGAGGAGGCAAAGGCUGUUUUGGAUGAAAUGAUGGUAGAACAGACUGAUCUUGUGAGACUGCGCAUGGUUCGCAUGUCCAAUGUACCAGACACACUGUACAUGGUGAACAGUGCAGUGCCACAGUGUUGUCAUCUAAUGAGCCACCAGCCGUUAGGUACACCAUCCAAUACUCCUUCAAUCAUUGCCAAUGAAAUACCUGUCCCCCCAUUGAAUAUGGUGAAAGAUAUGAUCAGGCGCCUACAGGAACUUAGACACACUGAUCAGGUCCAGCGUGCAUACGCAUUGAACUGUGGAGAAGGAGCAACCGUAAGCUAUGAAAUUCAAAUUCGGGUGUUGAGGGAAUUUAACCUCCCCGAUGCUGCUGUUGAGCUGCUUCAGAAUCCUCAUAAAUUCUUUCCGCAUGAACGAUUUGGUGAUGAGAGUCCAGUGCUGGCUAUUCGACAGCAUGGCCACUGUAGAAUAAACAGCUCAUCAGCUGGAGAUUAUGGUGAUAUUGAGCCUUGUGCAGCAUUCCACCCAGCUUUACCACCACCUCCACCACCAUACCACCCUCCUGCUCCACCAACUCAUGAGAAGCACAAAGCAGACUGGAGGCAGCGGUUACCUGGCCAUCUGUCAUCCCGCUCCUUGUCAUAUCCUUGUAACCGUUCUUUGCUUUAUCCUGCACUAGCUUCCAGGCCUGUUUAUCCAUCUGGUGGUAAAGUAAUGCCUCCUGAUUGCACCAAUUCUGCUGGAUUGGUCCGGAUAACACCAGAACUAGGGAAUACUGAAGGUACCUUAAAUGAGCUAAUGCCAGAUAUUGCAAUGGGUGUGACAUCCUUGAGUAAUCUAUCACUGAAGGAUAGAAGGUUCCCAGAGCUAACUUUAAAUGCUGAAGUAAACCAAAUGGCUUCAGAUUCUGCAUCAUUUCCACGGCCUGCUCCGUAUAUACACAAUAGACAUGUACACAGUACAAGGAGGAAACCUGGUGAACUGAAACUGGAAUCUCAGGAAGGCCUCCUGGAGUACCCAGAUCUGUAUGACUUCUCUUCCAAUACAGCUUAUCGAUCAUGCACUCCAGGAACCAGCAGGCGUACACCUGCUCCUUCACAGGGAACAUACUUGGGCCCAGAUUUGUACAGUCACAGUAGGCCAGCAGCAGGAGGCUUCAAGAUGACCUCACUUUGCAGUGAACCAAAUAAACGAGACGAACCAAGGAGAGAAUAUUUACUGCCUCCUGAAGUUCACCAGCCAAGACCCAGUGAUCCACCAUAUUUUGAUUUCUUGGAGCAGCCCCCGCACAGGUUGGACUUGGCAUUGCUACAGGAGUCUAGUGGAGGUUCUCUCCAUACUAGAAGUAGGGGCUUAAUGGAGGCAGAUCUGACUUAUGGCCUAACGGCCAGCCGAGUUAUGGGUGUGCCCUGCAACUCUGAGAAUCGUGAGGCCAGUUGCAACAGAAGGUCAUCCGAUGGUGACAUGCUGGAGCCUGGGGUCAGUGCUCAGCUGCACAGAAACGUUCAGAACAACCGGGAAGAGACAUUAAGCCGUGAAAGGAGGUCACCAAGCCGACCUGAUCUGCCAUACAAAAAAUCUGCCCUUUAGUGACAACAGUAAUCUGGUCUGCUGAAAAAGUAGAUAACUCCAUUAUUAACUCUGCUUUCAUAAUGUUUUGUACAUAACGUUUCUACCUUAAACUGAACUUUUUAGAUUGUUUUCUAUGACUUUUGUGAUAUCUUGGGAGACCAGGUCUUGCACCAGUAUUGCCAUUCUUUCUAAUGUUUAAAUAGUCUGCUUAAUCGAGUUUACCAUUUUGAAAAGAAAUGCUUGAUCUGUUGCCUCCUUUUUACAGGUUUGUUUGAAAAAAAUCAAUGUCUUUUGCGUAUUGAAUUAAGGCUGUAUGAUGUUUAAUGGUGAGCUGUACACCUGAAAAGUAUUCUGAUAUGCAUUGCUAUAUUUUCUCAUUUUUGAGAAAGUAUAUAGUCUUAAUAGAAUGGACAGUAUUCUUUUAAAGUAUAUUCUUGGCAUUGGAAUAUAUGUGCAAGAGAAGAAUGUCUGUAUUCUACAGGCCCAACUGCCUGCAUUGAGAGAGAGCACAGAUCCUAGUCAAUCUGAAUCAGUAGUCUUAAUCUUAGGACAAUCAGAUUGCUGUGACAAUCGGUUUAUAAGAUUAAUGUUUUAAUAUAUGGUGAGAAGCUGAAUCCCAAAGGCAGAAAUACUAGCAACACAUAUAGUAGCUGGAGUGCCAUCCAGAGCUACUGAUAUGUCUUUUGCUUGGUUAUUGAUCUGUGGUGGGAUAUGUGAAACCUUUUUGGCCUUUUUCCUCUAUCAUUUGGUUAGUUAGCAGCUUCUCAUAUUUCUGGAUGGGUUGACAAAUGUUGGAUUCUGAAAUGGUGUUAAGUAUUGGAAACAAUCAGCUACAUUUGAUGGAAAAGCUAGAAUGGGAGCUGUAUGGUAUGAUUUUUAAAUUCUUGUAUUUUCCCUUGCUGCAUCCAAGUGGACUUGCAUAUUGCACAUUUUUAGGCUUUAUCGCUCCCUUAACUGAGGGACUUUCUUGCUCAGUAUGGAGUGAGCUUUGAGCUCAAUUCCUAGGUGAGAGUAAGAUCCUAUGUUGUUUUCAACUUUCACAGACUUAUGUAAUCAGUUUGAAGGGGAUAAUGCUGUUACACGAACCCUGGAGACAGGGUAAAAGUAUGUAGGGGUUUUAGAUUGUAACUGUUGUAGCAAAUGUGCAGAUUCAAAAAAAAUUGCGUACAGAAACUUUAAUUCUCUUGAGCUUGUUGCAGCUAAUGAGCUACUUAAAGUGUAUUAGUUGUAAUUUGAUUGUGGUAUCUUUUAAAUUUUAUUACUUCUGAUCCAUAGUACAAAACUGGAGUGACAGUUGUGCACAGAUGUUUUUUUAUUUUCUUGUCCUUCCUGUUCAGUAUUUGUUUUUCAUUUGUAUGGAUGAUCAGGAUUAGAAGUAAAAUGGGAGGAGACAGGAGAAUGCAAAGGAUUGAGUGCCAAUUUUUAAUGCAAAGCACUGGUGAUAGAAAAACUGAUCUAAUCACUGCUACUAUGCAAUUUCAUCUUGUCUUUACAACGGUACUUGAAUCAAAAUUAUCUAGUAGUAGUUUAAAAAUUAAGAGCUGGAAUGUAAUCAUGAUUCCAAAAUUGCAUCCAGAAACCUAUUCUCAUGAGCUUGUUCCAGCUGAUGAGCUACUUUAAGUGUACUUUAGCUGUGCCAGAACUCUCGCCUCUGAGUCAGAAGGUGUGGGUUCAAUUUCCACUCAAGACUUGAGCAUUCAAAUCUAAGCUAAUGCUCCACUGCAGUGCUGAAGAGUUCUGGAUGAGACAUUAAACAGGGGCCUUGUUUGUUUUCUCAGGUGGACAUAAAAGAUCCCAAGGCACUAUUUUGAUAAGCUGUAGGGGAGUUCUUCCUAGUGUCCUGGCCAGAGGUCAAUUUUUUUUUUUUGAAGGCUAAUUUUUAUUUUUGGGAGCUACUUUUUUGGUUUUCAGGGCUCCUUUUCCAUCCUCACUAAUUCUGUUAUUUAGUGAUGUAGUCAUAUAGUAACAUUCCAUUCUGUAUUUGUGUUGACAUAUGGGGUCUUUGGACUCGCAUAGAAAUAGAUUUGGAGGAAUUCAUCAACAUCCUCAAUAAUCAUCACCCCCUCCAUUAAACUUAAAGCCAUAACACACAAGAAAAGCAUUAAUUUCCUAGACACCAUCAUAUUAAAACUGGCACAAGACAACGGGCAUAAGUUAGAAAAGUUUUUUUUUCAAUUUAACUGACACACUUCUACCCACAAAAUGUCAUCACCCUAACACACCUUCCGCUGACCUGCAAGGUCACAGCUAAUACAUUUUUAUUGCAUAGGCACAAAGCUGGAAAUUUUUAACCAGGCAGUUACUAUCUUUUUACUGCAUCUUAGAUUUAAAUCUAACAAUUGAUCUAGCAUCAAUUGUUGUUUGUGGAAAAGAGUUCUAAACUUCUGCUACCCUUUGGGUGUAGAAGGGUUUCCUAAUUUCGCGCUGGAAAGAUCGGGUUCUGGUUUUUAGAUGAUGCUCCCUAGCCUUAGACUCCACUAAAUCAAUUGAUCAUAUACCUCACUACAACAGUAACUACACUUCCAAAGUAUUCAAUUGACUAAAGCACUUUGGGGUGUCAUAUGGUCAUAAAAAGCACUAUAAAAUGUAAAGUGUUCAUUAUGUUUGGGAUCUUAGUAUAUGUAAAAUGGUUGCAUGUUUGUCUCUAACACAGUCACUGCACCUCAAGUAAUUCACAGCAUGUGAAAUGCUUUGGGAUGUGAUAACACAAAGGCAUAUCUUUUUGUAAAAUAAAACUAUUCAGUAUUAAAUUAUCCAGUUUACAGUAUUCAUUACAAUAGCAUACACCACAUUUUUUCCCUACAGUAGCUCCUGAACUGAUGGAGCCUUAAAUUCACAGAGAUUCCUUGCAAGUUUUUCUGACUCAUUAGCUGAGUAUUACUUUGUUGACAGAUAUAACUGUUUUUCCCUUCACAGCAUCUCUCUGUCACUGUCUGGUGUGCUUAGGCUGAUGUGUUGCCACACUCCUCCUCCAAGCACAGGCCUUUUCUCUCCGUUUGUAAGGGGGAAACAGCCUGUACUUUGAUGAGCAGCUCCUCAGAUUCUGUCAUUUCCAACUAUGGGGGUAACUUUUUCAUUGGUCACCUCCAUGAUUUGUUUUUCCAGGGCUUUCGAGGGCGAAUUUGCCUCCAGCCCCAGUGCAUUUUGAAUCCUGGUCCUGGCUAAUAUUUAUUCCCCAAUUAGCAUCACUGAAAGCAAAUCAGCCAGUCAAUAUUGCACUGUUGUUUGUGGAACCUUGCUGUGCGCAUUACCUAAGGUGAAUGGAAAUGUUCUCAGAGAAAAAGGAUGAAAUCUUGCCUGUCUCAAAUUACAGCAGGAAGCUUUAUAUAUUGGGUAUGGUGUAUUGUUUCCAGGUAUAUCUUAAUUUUACUGAGAUUUUAUUGGAGUUUUUAGCAAAUGAUUGAAAAUCAGCAAAAUUAAGGCUCUAAAAGAAAAUGCUGAGCAGGAGCUACAUAAAUUAAAUGGUGCUUGUUUUCUGCAGUGUGCAGGUUUCUUUACAAAAUUUUAAAUGUUUAUGCCUGGAAUCUGUCUAAACUGAUAGAUAAUUGUCUCACCCUUUCAAAUACAAUAUAGGAUAAUCAACCUUUGUGGAAACUGUCCUAGUAUACAGCACAGCAUUUCAAAGCUGCCUGACCUGCUGCUACUUUUAUAGUGUCCUGACUGUAGCUAUGUAUUUUCUCCCCUUCACCCCCAGCCGCUGAUUGCAUGCUCUUAAAUUGCAGUUAUUUACCAAUUUCAUUUUGGUUGAAUGUUAAAACUUAUAUAAAAUAUCGGAAUCUGUUUAAAGAUGAGUUUUUGGUGUUUAGUAGCAAAAGAUUUCUAAAACUUGCAUUGUUGGUAUUAAUCCUUUCAUGAUUUGUUUUGGAUUCUUCUGAUCUAAGCUGUUACUGGGAUACAGUAAAGUGCCUUCCAUGCUAAAGGCUCAAAUAUCAGUAAUUUAGAUCAAAUGUCCUAUGCAAGUGAUUUCUACAAACUGCAUAACCAUCUUUGUAGAUUCUACUAUGCUUCAAUGUAUAUAAUGUUUUUAAAGAGACUAUUUUUUAUUUUAGCAUCUUAAUGGGAUUGUUAUUGCUCAGUAAGAUGCAUCUCACUAUCAAGUACCAUGGCAGUUGUACAGAAUCUCUGAUCUAUUUUUCUACUGUUUCUGGGGAAAAAAACGCAUGUAACUAAUUCUACAUUGCCAUAUAAGUGGUGUUUCAAAUAAAUGGCCUAUAGAA
Carcharodon carcharias (great white shark) is the source of this 7715-nucleotide messenger RNA. RefSeq names its product BTB (POZ) domain containing 7 (gene btbd7). Gene Ontology annotation, molecular function: protein binding. The record is from RefSeq and is a predicted model, not a curated record. Gene Ontology annotation, biological process: morphogenesis of a branching epithelium. The transcript has 11 exons. The coding region runs from base 193 to 3516 and encodes 1107 amino acids. NCBI's taxonomy places the organism in Eukaryota, Metazoa, Chordata, Chondrichthyes, Lamniformes, Lamnidae.